This is a messenger RNA of Ilex paraguariensis (yerba mate), 2173 nucleotides long. Lineage: Eukaryota; Viridiplantae; Streptophyta; Magnoliopsida; Aquifoliales; Aquifoliaceae. The record is from the annotation of a GenBank genome assembly.
CCUCCUCCACCUAAUCGCAUUCUCUUUCAGAGCACCUGCGACCAACUGAGCUCCAUCGACACCGAAGAGUUGGCGGCAAUGGCGGUUACGGAGGCCAAGUAUCUGAUCUUCCUGGUGGUGAGUAUCAUCAGAUCGGCAGAGGCUGCUUUGGUAGAGAUGUGGACUGUUUAUUACAGACAAGGAUUGGCUAUCAUCUCCGACUACAAAGAACGUAUCUUCAGUGUAUUUCCCUUUUCCAAACUCCAAUCCCUCCACUCCCAUUUCUUUCUUCUUCUUUUUUUUCCCCCGUUUCCUCUUCCGAAUCUCAAGUUUUUAUACUUUGCAUAUAUAUGCCGUUUUGUUCUCAGGUAACUUGAAAUUUCUGUGCCUGCAUGCUUUGAGAUUUGGUGCUAAAAUGUUACUAAUAUGUUAUUCCAUCCUAAUAUAUAGAUGAUAUAUUGUCAGUCAAGUGGCGGAAAUAGCCUGUCCGCAUAUCGAGAAUAAGUUGUAGAUCUGACACUCUCCACAUAUCUCAUUCAUACCGUGUCACUGCCUUUUAGUAAACUGUCAUGUCUUCAUAAGAUCAAUGGGUUCCAAAGCAAACCACAUUGUGAAAUUUUUCUUUAUUUACUGGAAUUUGCUUGCCGUUUCUAUGGAUUUGUGUAUGGUCAUGUUCAACGGAGACUAAUAGAGGCAAGACAUCGGUUAGAAAAAGUAAUAGAAUUUAUCUUAAUGGUAUUAGAAAUAGGGGUAAACCUAAAUUAAAAUGAAAUAAGGAAAGAUAUGAAAAUAUUUAACUUAAGGUGCGUGAUCGAAAUGAAUAGCGAAGACGGAUUUAUAUAGUCAACUCCAAAUGGUUGGGACACAAGACUUAGUUUGAUUUUCUAUGGACUUGUGUCAGCCGGGCUCUCAUAUUUUCCAGGUUUUUUUGACAUAUUGGCUUUUGGAAGUGAUAGAUUAACUGUAUCUGAUUGUAGACUAAAUGUUGGAGGCUCAUUAUUUUUAUUGUAGUGGUAUAGGUUUGUAAUGGGACCAGAUACAGAAAACAAUGGUGAUAGUGUUGCAAGCAAGCUUUUUGGGACUUUGAAUGGGUUCAUGAGGAAGUUUUUGUUUCGCAUUUUGUCUGUGGGACCUGUUCCCAACCACCUCGCCUUCAUCUUGGAUGGAAACAGAAGGUAUGCUAAAAAGUGGAAGCUGCAAGAAGGAACUGGCCACAAAUGUGGGUUUUGGGCUCUGAUGUCCAUCCUUAAGUACUGCAAUGAGCUGGGGGUGAAGUAUGUGACAAUAUAUGCAUUCAGCAUUGAUAAUUUUAAAAGACGGCCGAAUGAGGUUCAAUAUGUGAUGGAUUUGAUGCAUGAGAAAAUCGAAGGGUUGCUCAAGGAAGAAAGUAUCAUGAACCAAUAUGGAGUCAGGGUAUAUUUCAUAGGGAAUUUGAAGCUUUUGCCUGAGCGUGUUAGGGUUGUAGCUGAAAAGGCGAUGAAAGCCACAGAAAAUAACAAGAAUACUGUGCUAUUAAUUUGCGUCGCUUAUACUUCAACGGAUGAGAUUGUGCAUGCGGCUCAAGAAUCUUGCCAACAUGAAUGGGAUGAGAUCCAAGCAAUGAAAGCAAGUGAAUCUAACGAUGGUGGUGAGAUAAUAAGCAAUGAAAACCAGGAGGAGCAUCGUUUUAUAAAUCUGGUAGAUCUUGAGAAGUACUUCUACAUGGGAGUGGCACCUGAUGUGGAUAUUUUGUUUCGAACCUCAGGCGAGACCCGCCUGAGCAAUUUCCUUCUUUGGCAGACUUCCACUUGUCUCUUGUAUUCUCCGCGUGCACUGUUUCCGGAGCUUGGUUUGCGGCAUUUGGUGUGGUCGGUACUGAACUUUCAGAGAGUCUAUCCUUAUUUGGAGAGGAGACGGAAGCAGGUAUAACUGGCUGGUCACAUUGUUUUCUUUCCUGCACUGGCUAAUGGAUUAUGUGAGAGUAUUCGGAGACUCCUGUCAAAAUAUGCUACGCCUUUCCAUUCGAAUUUUGGUCCUAGCAUAAGCUCAAAUACAGCAUCCCUGUUAGUCUUGGGGCUAAAGUGAAUUAGUAUGUACUUCCAGCCUCUAUUCAAACAUAAAUGCCAUGCUGAUAUCAAAAGUUUCAAAUCCAAACAGUCUUUCACUUUGUUAAGUGCCACAUUUGUACCGAGUAGUAUUAGGGCUUGUUUGGAUG